Molecule: messenger RNA, 1035 nt
Organism: Rhipicephalus microplus (southern cattle tick)
Lineage: Eukaryota; Metazoa; Arthropoda; Arachnida; Ixodida; Ixodidae
Source: RefSeq, a predicted model, not a curated record
AUGAUUGAGAACACAGACACUGUUUUGGAGCUUGCAGUUCCCAGCAAAGGCAAGGAUGAAGACUCAGCCUCUAAUAUACUAAGCGCUGCCGGCUUGGAAGAAUACUCAGUUGCUUUGGCAGACAGCUACAGGAGUCCUGGCACCACUGGGGAUGACAAAAGUGACAAUUUGUGCGACCCGGACAACGAAGCCCUUGUCAUCUGCGACAGCAAGAACGGAAGCCCUGCCUUGCAACAUCCUGUCGACAGCAGCCAGGCAUUUGAAGGCAAGCCCAGUGAGAGCCGCAUGACCAUGGCUGAACCAGCGGGCAGUCUGGACAUUGAUGCAGGGGUUCCUGAAAACUCUUUGUACGCUCUACAAAGCCUGACCGCCAGCAUGCCUUCAUACCAGGAUUGCACAUACUUGGCAGGACAAGAGAGUAGCUGCGCGUCACUUCAGGCAUUCGCAGCACCUCAAGCCGGUGAUGCAGUUUCAAGCAGAAGUCACGCUGCAAUGGAGGAAGUUUCACCUACUUCAGAAAACAACGCAUCGGACGAUGAUCGCUCACAGGACUCCUCGGAGGACCUCUUCAAGUGUGAGACGUGUUGCAAAUCCUUCAUGUACUUCAAUUUCCUCACGAGACACCGCCGAAUGCAUAAGGCCAAGACGCCCUACGAAUACCAAACGUCCAGUAGAGAAAUUGGGAAACAAGAGCAGCUUAUCCUGCAUCAACACACGCAUACUGGGGACAGACCUGGCAACAGGAGUCCUGGCAGCACUGAGGAUGACCGAAGUCACAACGAGUGCGACCCAGACAAUGAAGCCCUUACUAUCUGCGAUAUGGACAAAAAAGGAAGCCCUGGCUUUCAACAUCCUGUCGACAGCAGCCAGGCCUUUGAAGCGAAGCACAGUGAGAGCUGCACGACCAAGGAUGAACCAGCGAGCACUCUGGGCAACGAUGCAGGGGUUCCUGAAAUUGCUUCGUACGCCCUACGGAGCCCGACCGCAUGCAUUCCUUCAUACCAUGAGUUUGCAUGGAACAAUGUCAGUGGCUGA